UGUCUCUGCAAAUGAAAGCUUCCAGCAAGCCAUCAACCAUUCUGCUUCUUUGCAUGAACAAGGAAUGGUUCAAAUGACUGUGAAAGACUACAUGAGAUCUCUGCAUCAGUUCUCAGAGACUCCUACCCUGUCCAGAGGGACUAGCUUCAACUCUUGCUAUUCCACCACAGGUGUACCCCAAAGCAUUCCUGAAUGGCUGGAAUUUUGGGAAAAAGAUCCAGUGGAGAUUCUUUUGGAUCUGGGCUUUGGUGCUGAUGAGCCAGAUAUCUGCACACAAAUUCCAGCAAGGUUCCUUGGUUGCACCUCAGCAGCCAGAGGAAUUAACAUCCGUAUUUUUCUUGAAGCACAGAAGCAGCGGAUGGACUUUGAGAACCCUGAUUUGUAUGGCCGGUUCCAACAGUUGGAAAUCCUGGACCAUGUGACCGAUGCCUUCUCAUCUUUGCUGAGUAGUAUUAAUACCCUACAGAGCCAGGAUGAAGAAAAAGCUGGAAGACAGGGUAUGCAAAGCCCCUCGUCAAGUGGAGCUAAAGGGAAUCUGAGAAGAAUGAGUCAAAUUUUAAGGAGGACUUCAAGACAGUACAGCAGGAGGGAUGGUAACUCAGCACUGUCAGAAUCAUUCAAGAUGGAACACAGGAUUUCUACUCUACCUACCAAGCAAUGGGAGCAUAGAGUGGGGCUACAGGUGGCUUCCCAUAGCGAUGAUGGAAGUCAAAUGUCUCCUUCAACAGAACAUGAUUCUGCCCAAGCCUGCCAUGACUUGUCACCUAAUCUUCCUCCACAAGCUCUUCUGGACAAGCAGUGGCCUUGCUCGUGCACACUGUCCAAGCAGUGUCCUCAUGUCUGUGUGUCUGAGGGCUCAGUUAGGAGGAGAACCUGGAAAGAGAAAUGGAUUCAUAUGGACAAACUCAAAAACUUGUCUCAGAUUGUGAGUAAAGGACCAGACUCCUUUGAAAUGGAAGAGGUCCAGAGCUUUGAAGAAGACACUGGCAACCCUCUUAACCUGACCUCAGGAAUUGUAGGGACCCGAGUGGACAGAACAAACAGCUGUCAGUCUGACAGCAGUGGGUUUUUGGAGGAGCUGCCAGAGCCUCAGCCCUUCCAGGUAUCUUCCUUACCAGGCAGCCAGAGUCCCAAGGAGUGUAGAGGUAGCAUACCAAGGGACCAGAGUCAUAGCCCAGCAUCAUGGCAAGACUCUCAGCAAGAGUCAUCACAUGACUCUAAAUCCAAGAACAUGGUGGUCUCAUCUUUGUCAAGCCCAGAUACAAGUGUCUUGGAAGGAAAGACCUCAGCAUCUGUGGUGGAGGAAGAGCUUCAACUCAAUGUCAUGGAAGGGCCACCAGAGACAGUCAACCAGGAUAAGACCCUCACCAAGACAAUCCCAGAGGGAGAACAUCCAGAGAGUGUUGUUGGAUCUGUCAUCACUUCUACAUGCAAUAACACAACGGGGGUCAUUGUAACUCAUGUCACAGAAGAGGAAGAUAGGUCUCUGAGGCAUAACGGUACUGGGAAAAUGCUGAUACAAAGGCACUGCUUUGAGUCACCAAGGUCGUUGAGGACGGACCAGACUCCAGACAAUCUCUAUCAUAUGGAUUCGGAGAUUGCAGGAACAGAAGGCAGCAGCAAAGUAUGCCCUGACACCCAGCAAAGCUCACUGGUACAAGAGAGGCCAGCACAGCUCCCUCACCAACACAGAAGAGACAUGCCGCAUAAAGGUGACCUUGUUCAGGACUUUGAGAAGUCAAUUCCCCACCUUGAUAAGCCACCUGGAGAUGUUCCCACUGACUCAAAUGUGACAACCCAGAUGUCCUCCAAUCUGGUGUCAGCUGUGCAGAAUGUUGUGGGCUUGGGGACCUAUAAUAAAAGAACAGCUUUUGAAUGCACUCCAUGUGACCCUAUUAAUACAACAGACAUGAGCCUGCAGACAGGAGCAAGGCAGGUCAAUGAUGUUGCUGUUCAGACUUAUGCAUGCAAAUGCAAGCCCAGGCCCUCACCAAAUAAGGCCUUAAUUCAUGGACCUAUGCCCCUCACCAAGUCCAUCUCUUUGGAUACAGGUUUUCCUAGCAUCUCCCCAACAGGCGUCUGCCACAUCAUGCCUGCCCACUGUUGUGUCUGCUGUCAUCACUGUUCCAGUUGCCAAAGGAGAAGGCAAAGCCCUGGCCCAGAACCUUCUCUAUGCAGGCAUUUCCUGUAUUCACACACAGAAGAUCCUGAAGCCCAGUUCAUGGAGACAUUGAAAAUACUUCAGGACACCACUGUGAGGGACCUGUGCUCUUGCACGGCCUAUGAGAUGGAAACCAUGAAGCUGGUGUGCCAGAGUUUCUGGGAGCACUUAGAAGAACUCGAACAGCACUUCAUGAGACAGCAGGCACUCUUUCCCAGGGACAUGUCAGAAGAGGAAAGGGAAGAGGCUGAGCACCUGAGGAUUUUACGGGAGGCCCUGAGGCAGCAGGUGGCAGAGCUGGCGUUUCAGUUAGGAGACCGAGCCAGGCAAAUCAAAGAAGGGAUCCUACUGCAGCUAGACCUUCUCUCAGAGGAGCUACCUGGCCAUUGUGCAAAUCUGCAACACUGCAACUGGACAGAAGGAAAGCAUGGCCAGAGAUCAUGUGUUCAGACUCACACUGUGGUCCCUGAGGCUGUCCUUCCUGCCAGCAGUGGGCUGCAGACUCCCUGCUCUGGGGUGACCCAGCUGGUUGCUCUUGGUCCCUCUGACCAUGAGACCAAGGGCAGAAUCUCUCUACAGUCACCAGCUAUGACAGAAUCAUGUCCAGGUCCUUCAGCAAGUCAUAGUGAAGAGAAGUGUCUGUUAGACCAGGGUGUGUCUGAUGACCUUUGCACAAAAUGGGAGAUCCCAGAACAGUGGUAACAAGGGAAUCCAAAAUACUAUGUACCUUUCUAAUCUAUGACUAAACUCUGAGUAGUUUUAUGUUCACUGCUUAUAUAAUAAGAAAUUCCUGCUAUGUACCUGAUUGGGGUAUAUUAUAGUAGCAUAUGACCUCUACCCUCAUAGAGCAUGUGUCAUAGUAGAGGAUGACAAAUGUAAACACACAUACAUAUUUAUAAUUAUAAAUCAAGAAAAUAACAAUGUGUCUUGAUUUUAUGAAAGAUAAGUAUCUGAGUCUGAUCAGGCAUAUGGAAAGCAUGUUUGGAGAUGUAAUAUUGGUCAUGCUGGAGGCAGCUGUGAACAAAACAGAAUGUCUAUGCAUCAAGAGUUGGAUAAAGUGAGAGAAACAACACAUUGGAUAAAUGCCAUUUCCAUACAAGCAGUUUGUGAGUUUGUGGAGGACCCACUGUGUGACAUGGGAGGAAAGCGUCCUGGAGGCCUCACCAAAAGAAACCAUUAGGAAGGACUUGAAGGUAAGAAGGAGGAAGCCCUAGAGAACUCAGGUACAAGAGCCUGCAAAGCAGAAGAGUAGAAGAUUCACAAGGCUGGGCUGUGGAAAGAGGCCAUUUUGCCAACUGCAGUUAGUGAUACAGUAGAAGGGGCCUGCGUGAAGACCCUGAUUCUUCAGUCCAUGGCCAGUAAUCUAAGAGCAUAUAUUAUUUCAAGUCCAACAGAAAGCCUCCAUAAGUGUUGCACAUGGUUUUCAUAGGGUCCUCUCUACCUUUAAUAAUCACAGGAAGAGAACAGCAUGGAGCCUACAGAGAGACAAAGAUGCUGGUUACAGGUCUAUUGUUUGCUGUUGUCCCUCAAGUUAAAGGCAAAGGUUGUUUAGCUGUUUCCAUACAGCUGUGGGAACAACAUGUCUCCUACUGCAAGAGAAAUUUAUGGAGGUGGAUACAAAGGCCAAAGAAGGACUCUCUAUAAUUAGAAAUAGAUGAAAAAUUAAAAAA
Molecule: messenger RNA, 3831 nt
Organism: Meriones unguiculatus (Mongolian gerbil)
Lineage: Eukaryota; Metazoa; Chordata; Mammalia; Rodentia; Muridae
Gene: Itprid1
Product: ITPR interacting domain containing 1
Exons: 11
Coding region: 65-2863 (932 amino acids)
Molecular function (GO): signaling receptor binding
Source: RefSeq, a predicted model, not a curated record